AUGAAGGUGUGUGUAUCACUGUUCUUGCUGUUCUUCAGCGCUAUAAAUGCAUCCGCGCAGACAUCGUCGCUACCUACUUCACCACUCUCUAAUGAGGAGGUAGGGAUUCAUCGUUUUGGUUCCCUAGACGAUGUUGAAUACACGCCAUCCGUGGAGAAACACUGUACAAGCAAUGAUGACGAAGACAGCAGGGUUGACAUUACGGGCUCUCCGAUCGAAGAGGUUGAGGAAGUAGUCCCUGAAAUCAUCGAGGAGACCCCUGCUGCUGAGGAGGAAGUCGAGAUCGAGGAACAGGUACCUGAGGUUGAAGAAGUUAUUCCUGAGAUCAUCGAGGAGACCCCUGCUGCUGAGGAGGAAGUAGAGAUCGAGGAACAGGUACCUGAGGUUGAAGAAGUUAUUCCUGAGAUCAUCGAGGAGACCCCUGCUGCUGAGGAGGAAGUAGAGAUCGAGGAACAGGUACCUGAGGUUGAAGAAGUUAUUCCUGAGAUCAUCGAGGAGACCCCUGCUGCUGAGGAGGAAGUAGAGAUCGAGGAACAGGUACCUGAGGUUGAAGAAGUUGUUCCUGAGAUCAUCGAGGAGACCCCUGCUGCUGAGGAGGAAGUAGAGAUCGAGGAACAGGUACCUGAGGUUGAGGAGGCCGAGGAAACUGUCGAGGAAGAAGUCCCUGAGAUUGAAGAGACUGAAGAAGUGGCGGAGGGCGAUGAAUCCAUUGAUGAUUCGAUGCCUCCAAUCUUCAAUUACCAAUUCACUCCCAUUGUAAAGUUCGGUGAUGAACAAAAUAGUUAUGGGUUAAGGGAUAGAGUCAGGAUUCGCGUACACAUCCCGCCUCGUGGUGGCAGGCGGUCUCUGAGGGGGAAAUCAACCCCAAAUGGGGAUGUACUGUUAUAUGCACCUUACGGAACUCCUUCAUCUUUUGAAGAGAUGGAGGGCGGUUUCGGUUGCUCCUUCCAAGGAGAUAUGGUCGACACAGAAGUUGGAGAUGCCGAGGUGGUUGAAGUAUUUAAUGCUCAGCAGGUAUCCAACGUAUUCGGAGCGUCACCGUCUGUUGAAGGCCGCAGCACAAUGAACGCUUGCGACAAGAAGCCAGUGGGUGGUGCCCGUCGAUUCUUCGGCAAUCUGUUCUUCUACGGCCCUGGUAAUGAUGCCUACACUGAGGGCAGACCUGUAGCAUUUGGUCUCGAAUGA
Messenger RNA from Babesia bigemina, 1185 nucleotides. RefSeq lists its product as hypothetical. The transcript has a single exon. The record is from RefSeq and is a predicted model, not a curated record. Lineage: Eukaryota; Apicomplexa; Aconoidasida; Piroplasmida; Babesiidae. Bases 1 to 1185 code for a protein of 394 amino acids.